AACCAGGAAAUAUUGAUGUAAACAAGAUGGGAGGUGACACGAAGGCAGAAACCAAGAAUGCAAGUGGAGAAAAGCCCCAGAAUAACCCUCUUUCGAGGAAAAUCAAUAAAAUUCUUGAAACCAGACUAGAAAACGAUAAGGAUACACUUGAUGCAUUGAAGGAGUUGUCAACAUUUUUCUCAGAUAAUACGUUGAGGAGCCGCAGGAAUUUAAGAGGAGAGAUUGAAAAACGUAGUGUUGGAAUCAGUGAAGAAUUUGUUCAUGCCCUGCGAGAUGUAAAGGAAGCUGUUGAUGAUAUUUACACUGAGGUUAGCUCGAUGAAUGAGGUAUGUGUGGACAUGAAACACAGACUACAGGCAACAAAAUCUGAGACCCGCCACCUUAUUCAUCAGACAACCUCACUUCAGAAUCAGAGUAAUAAGUUACACAUGGAAGAAGAUGUAGCUGAUGCUUUUGUGCAAAAUUUCCAACUGACUUCUGAGGAAGUGUCUAUUAUUAAGGGCUCAAGUAGAGAAUCACCGAUCACCCAGGAGUUUUUUGCUGUUCUGGAGAAGACACAAAAGAUUCGAAAUAACACCAAGUACUUGCUUCAGACUGGCCACCAGAAGACAGCUCUAGAUGUGAUGGAACAAAUGAACAUCUGUCGUGAGGCUGCUUUGGAGCGCUUAUACAGGUGGUGUCAGUCUCAGUGUCGUCCUCCAGACCCAUCCCCACUGCUUACCCAAGCCCUGGCUGCUCUACAAGAAAGACCUGUCCUCUUUAACUUGGUAGUCGAUGAGUGGAUAGUUGUUCGACGAGGUUGGGUUGUGAGGGGUUUCUUAGAUGCACUCACAAUCGGUGGUCCUGGUGGAGCUCCUCGUCCCAUUGAACUUCAAGCUCAUGACCCCUUAAGAUAUGUUGGUGAUAUGUUGGCCUGGGUUCAUCAAGCAUUGCCAUCUGAGCGAGAAGCUGCUCAGAUCUUAUUUGCAAAAUGUACAAAUAUGGAUCCUAUGGAGCAAACAAGAUCUACUGUAGCCAGCAUCUCUGAGAGUGUUUGUCGACCUCUCAAGACCCGAAUAGAGCAAAUGAUUGUGACUGAUCAGAGACGGGAAGGCAGGAAAAAACCUGUACAGUUAUACAAGAUCAGCAACCUACUGCGAUUUUACCAUAAUACCAUCCUACAGGUGACAGAUGCUGGUCUCUUAGUAGCAACACUUGAUGAACUUCACCAGUUGAGCCACAAGAUGUUUAUAUCUGCAUUACAGAGUCAGGUCAGUCAUGUCAGUGAUCGGAUUGAGCCCCCAGGUGAGAUGUUAGCUCCUACACCUGGUGUUGCACGUACACUUGGGCUACUCACGGAAGUAGUUACUGCUGCAACUAUAGCAGAUGAUGCCCAGCAUGACUUUAAGCAGAUUGUCAGCUGUGUAGUUGAUCCCCUGGUGAAUGCCAUCAAUGAGAGUGCCUCAGGGUUAGGGGCUGUAGAAUCUGCUGUCUACUUGUUGAAUUGCUUCCACCAGUUGCACUCUACACUGUCUCUUCUACAUGCUACUGGAGAAAAAUUAGAGAUGAUUCAGGGUCAGAUUGAUGCCCAGCUGGACACUUUGGCCCAAGAGCAGAUCAGUGGAGUUUGUCACAGUGUUGGUGUGGCUUCUAUGUACCCAUUCAUCACCAAUCCACCGACAACACCACUCUCACAAAAUCCAGCUUGUCAGCCCCUUGUUAUACAAGCUUUUAUGAGCAAACUUGAUGGCUUCUUGGCAGCACCUGACCAUCUGAUGCUUCCUCACACACGUCUCUUACUUAGCUCUAAUUUUCGUCGAACCUUGCAGCAACGAACAGCAGAGGCCAUAACAUCAGUGUAUGCCAAGCUUCAUGCCAUUGUCCAUGACCCCAACCAUGGCUACAGUGACCCAAGUUCUUUGUUGCCUCGUGACCCAGACACUGUAAAAACGCUGCUUUCUUAGAAUUUUAUUUUAUGGCUUAACACCCUUCACUAACCAACUUGCUUCUUACAGCAAACAUAUAGACUUCAUUGACUGGGACUAACAAGUCCCUGAAGAGGACUUUCAAAAGUAACAGUCGCACAUUAAAGUUAACAGCAAUGAAUCUUGAUAUUGCACUAGGUUGGUCAGCCCCAUUGGAUUUCUUUCCGUGAAUCCAUGCUGUGCAGAUGGCUUACUGGCUGCUGUGCCUUGUAUAGUACACUUCAGAGGGAACACAAACUCAGUCUCUUAGCCUCUACAUUAAAUCGCUAGAGGAGUCUUAUUACUGAUCCUUACAGUUCUCAGUAUUUUUUAAUAUUGAUAAGGGUUAACCUUUGUUUAUACCAUAUGGAAAAUUUUGUUUAAAUUUUGACUGUCUUAGCCUGACUUAGCACUGUCAAAGAACAGUGUUAUACCGUAUACUGUACCAGAUGCAGGUGUCUGGGUUUAGAUGGUAGAGAUAUCCUGGUGAGGCCUGAAUUAUAAGUUUAGAAGUAUUUUGGGGGCAAUGUCUUGUGGGUUCACUAAGUACUAUCCUAGAAUGAGGAAACACACAUAAUAUUUUUUGAGAAUUUACUCUGUGCUAUUUUAUGUUUAGUAACAGAAUGCAUGGGAAUUUGUCAGGAAGUCCAUCAGCUGGCAUAAUUGGAUGGGAUGAUUUAAUGUGGUUAUUGUAAGGGUCUAUUGCCAUGGUUUCCUGAAGAAUGGUUAAACACAACUCUCCAAAUGAACAAGUCUGUGACCAUUGUUUCAUUCUUUCUCCACCACCUAUUGUAAUUUUUAUUUAUGGGGGAAGACAGUCUCAUCUCGGAAUUUUGCAAGGAAAGACUGAUUCAGUUUCAAAACCACAAACCUAAUGUAGGAAUUACUCAAAGGGGGCUGCAAAAGCUAAUUUUCCAAUCACCUCACACUGUCAGUGAGACACCACCCUCUUGGAAAAAACUAAUCCAGCUUUGUAAAACAGCUGAACUUUCUCCAUGGAAAGGCCAACCAACUCAUUCUAGAUGUUCCCUCUGAAAACCCUAAUGUGGGAGUAAAUCCAAAGUUCUCCCAGUAAUCAAUGAAACCUGCCUGUGAAACAAUGUAAAUCACUUUAUUAGUGUCUGUUUGAAUUAACUACUCCCUGAAAGGAGCCUAGAGUUAAUCACUCAUCCUAAUAGAUUGUUAUAAAAUCCCUUUCUUCUAAUGAUUCUUGAAGAUAAGCCCCAAGAUCUUUUAAAAUAUCCUAGGAACUCAUUUCAUACAAAGAUUAGUAAUUUUAAACUGGAAAAUAUAAUUUCUCAAACAGAAGGAGGGGAAGCACUUCUGAAUAAGAACACGCUAACAUGCAACCUUCAAAAUCAGUAGUGAUCAAGGGUCUUUCCUUAGACUCCAUUGCACCUGUUGAACAGAAUUAAUUUUGAUUUUCACAAAUAGAGUGAACAGAUUGAGCUAAUUAUGGUCUAGACUAACAAAGCAAACUCUUGAUGCUUUGGGAAUGUGAAAAAGUUUUGAAAUAAAGUGGCUAGGUUUUGAUAUUUGAAUUGUGACCUUUCAUAAAUUUUUGGAAAUAUAAUAUUGCUCGACUUAUGAUUUCCUUUGAUCUAAAACAUUAUGGAAAGGUAAAAUCUGCAUUUAUAACUUCUUGAAAGGCCCAACUUUCAGUAUUGUGGCUGAAGCAUCAGGGCAUCAAUAAUUUGAUGGCCCACCUAAGGGAAUUCUAAACUCCAAGAAGUACUGGAUUAUUUGCUUGAAACUGGUCCUCCCCAAUGCCUGCCAUAACGUUGGAGAGCUCUGAAUAUAACGGGGAGCUUGUAAAAGUAUUCUUGUCCCCUACAACAUGAAAGUAGGGUUUUCUCCCUUAGGGGGGUGCAUGUCAUGUUAACAGUAAGAGCAUUUAGUGCCUAAUUUUUUAUUUUUGUAGCUGACUUCAGGUAUGAGUUCCUCUAAAUUUAAGGUGUUAGGUCAAAAAUGAAGAAUUGUUCCUGAAAUCGUAUGUCGUUACUUGAGUACUGUAUGAAACUAAGUGGCUCAUCUAUCCAUAUUCCGAGUGAGUAUUGUGGAAGUCAGCAGGAAUUGAGGAAUUGAUUGAGAAGUGAAGUCUGCAAUCCAGUAUGGCUGCCCUAGCUAAUAGGCGAGGUGUAAAUAGGCUACUGUGAUGUUUUGAUUCAUUGUCCUCCAUUUUUAAAGAUCUCGUUCAGGGAGUUAGUUAUGACAGGAAGGUUUAACACAUUCAUGAAUUAGUCCCAGCCACUGAUGUCUGCAGGUUUACUGAGGUUUUCAAUUCAUGGACUUUGUAAUAUAAUAUGCAAGUUGCCUAGUUCUGAGCUUCACCAUAAAAUGGGGUCAGGCUCAGUCCUUCAUUUACAUAGUAUUAAAUCUUUUAGUCAUUGAUUGAAAUGGAAAUGGGAUUUUCAGAAUAUGGUUUGGGUAGCAAAGUUUGAUUUUAUAGUAUAUUAUAAAGAAAAUUAUAUGAUUUCUUACACACACACACACACACACACACACACAUACAUGUCUCAUAGAAGGACAAUGGUUAAGUUUUUUUUGCUGAGAAAUUAAUUUGAAUUUUUUUUAGUCAAUACAAUUAUAUUUAUAUACAGUAUAAUUAGAUAUAUUGUGCCUUUGUAAUAUUUAUAAAAGAUAGAAAAUAUAUCCUAGAGUUGAAAAAUAGAGUCUUUCAGUAUAAACUACAUCAUAUUUUGGCCUUCCAGUUUUGUAAUGUAGAAUUAUGCUGUUUAUGAUUUAGUGCAAUACAGGAUUUUCAAAUCUAA
Molecule: messenger RNA, 4714 nt
Organism: Homarus americanus (American lobster)
Lineage: Eukaryota; Metazoa; Arthropoda; Malacostraca; Decapoda; Nephropidae
Gene: Cog6
Product: conserved oligomeric Golgi complex subunit 6-like
Exons: 12
Coding region: 27-1943 (638 amino acids)
Biological process (GO): intra-Golgi vesicle-mediated transport
Cellular component (GO): COG complex
Source: RefSeq, a predicted model, not a curated record